GAUAAAAGGUUGUGUGAUAUAAAUAUGGCCAAGUUUGUUUCAGGAGUGGGACUACAGUUACAGUGGUAUCGGCUGCAUUAAUUCAGAAGGUCCUGGUUCGAGAUCGUACGAGCAAACGCACAAUUAACUGAUUUUCACCUCUCUAGACGGUCCUAGUGAGUGACUCCCGAAUCUAUUCGCAGCUGCUCAGCUCUCCCCCCCCGCCCCCCUCCGCUCCGGAUUUGGGAAAGAAAAAAAACAGCAGCUGUAACGUUAUAACAAUUUGGAAAAACGCGACUGGGGCAUGCUGUCAGUCGUGGACAAAUCUGUGCCGAAUCAAAGCCAGGAGAGUCAUGGCUGAGGACUACUGGGAGAGCAGAGUGGCUUUGGGAUAUUAUUGUUAAGAUUACAAGGGCAUACGGGAUCUCGCGUCUUCGGCCGAGCGAUUGAACAGUGGCUGCCCCUCCGCCCCCCGCGUCUCGACCCCCCCUGCCCCCCCUGAUGGACCGCAUGAGGAAGAUCAAGCGGCAGCUGUCCCUCACGCUGCGGGGGGGCAGCGGCGGGGAGAAGAGCCUGAGCGAGACCAUCGCCUCCCAGGACACGGCGCACAGCGACUCCGACGCCAUGUCAGUGAGGGGCAGUGGCGGCGUGCGGGGCGCAGUGAGGGGCGCGGGGCGUGCAGGAAGCUCCUUCAGCAUGCACUCGCUGCUGCAGUCCUACGGCCCCACCCUGCGCCGACCCCGCGGCCUGGGCCGCAGCCUCAGCUCCUAUCUCAACCACACCACACGACUGGAAAUAGUCCAUGAGGAUGUGAAGAUGGGUUCUGAUGGGGAGAGUGACCAGGCUUCAGCCACCUCCAGCGACGAAGUGCACAGUCCUGUCCGCGUGAGACUGAGGAACAACCCAGGCCGCAAGACCAACACUCAGGACAUCAACAAGCGCCUGUCCCUGCCGGCGGACAUCCGCCUUCCCGACGGCUACCUGGAGAAGUUCAGCCUGAACAGCCCGCUGUUCGACAAGCCCCUCAGCCGCCGGCUGCGGAGGGUGUCGCUGUCGGAGAUCGGCUUCGGAAAGCUGGAGACGUACGUGAAGCUGGACAAACUGGGAGAGGGGACCUAUGCUACUGUGUACAAGGGCCGCAGCAAGCUGACGGACAACCUGGUGGCCCUCAAAGAAAUCCGCCUGGAGCACGAGGAGGGGGCGCCCUGCACUGCCAUCCGAGAGGUGUCCCUGCUGAAGGACCUGAAGCACGCCAACAUCGUGACUCUGCAUGACAUCAUCCACACGCAGAAGUCGCUCACGCUGGUGUUCGAGUACCUGGAUAAAGACCUGAAGCAGUAUUUGGACGACUGCGGCAACUGUAUCCACAUGCACAACGUCAAGCUCUUCCUGUUCCAGCUGCUGCGUGGGCUGAACUACUGCCACCGGCGCAAAGUCCUCCACCGGGACCUCAAACCGCAGAACCUUCUCAUCAACGACCGCGGGGAGCUCAAACUGGCCGACUUCGGUCUGGCCCGGGCCAAGUCUAUUCCCACGAAGACGUACUCCAACGAGGUGGUGACGCUAUGGUACCGCCCCCCCGACAUCUUGCUGGGCAGCACUGACUACUCCACCCAGAUAGACAUGUGGGGAGUAGGGUGCAUCUUUUACGAGAUGUCCACCGGUCGGCCCCUCUUCCCCGGCUCCACAGUGGAGGAGGAGCUGCACUUUAUCUUCAAGCUGCUGGGCACACCCACAGAAGAAACCUGGCCUGGAAUCACCUCGAAUGAGGAAUUCAUCUCCUACAACUACCCCCGCUACAGACCCGACUGCCUGCAGAACCACACCCCGAGAUUGGACAGUGAAGGAGUAGACCUGCUCUCCAAACUACUACAGUUUGAGGGAAAGAAGCGCAUCUCUGCAGAGGAGGCCAUGAAACACCCCUACUUCCACAGCCUGGGAGACAGAGUGAUCACACUGCCAGACACUACUUCUAUAUUUGCACUUCAAGACAUUCAGCUGGAGAAGGAGCCAGGGAUGAGAACCAGCUCCUUGUCUGAUUCAGAGCUUCUGCAGCGAUGCCUAAGGUUCCGCCAGUCCUUAGUGAACAGCAUAUCCCGGCGGCAGAGCCUGCUCUUCUGAAAGGAGGAGAAGAAGGAAAGAGCGAGAGAGAGCAAGACGCUGACAGACAUUUCCGCAUGUGAUGAAGGGAUACAUAUUUAAUUUUUAUCUCCUUUUUUUUUUGUUGUUGUUGACAUUUUCAUUUUUUUCAUUUUUCAACUGUGUUAAGGGGUCCUGUGAUGUUUUUGUGUAAAGGGGGGGUGGGGGGUUUCUAGCUGUUUACAUUUGAGAUGAGGUAGAGGGUGGGGGUUUUUACAGCAAUAUUCACUACCCCCUCCCAUGCACCGUAUACAAGUUUACCAUGACAAUCGCACACUUUUUUUUUACCAUCCUUUUCCCCCUGUGUUUACUGCUAAUGUGUGAAAAGCCCUGUGUUUUCUUAAUAACACAGUCGACUGUGUUACAUGGCGCUCACUCACAAAUCUGGUAUACCUGCUUAAUACAGGUAUGAAAAAAGGUAAGGUGGAAACAAACCUUAACAGCAGGUUGGAGGGGUUAAUGCGCACAGACUUAUAUCAUGUCAUUGCUGAGUAGGCAGAAGCAUUGAUUCGAACUACGAUGACUCAGUAAUUAUUGAUGUGGGUUGCGCAAUAACCCCGAUACCCUGGGAAUGCGAUGUGUUGCCAUAGUUACAUAAAGCAGUUAUAUAAAACAAACAAAAUGCAAUAAUGAUGACAAUAAUAAUAAUGAUAAUAAUCAAAAAAGAAUUAUGCAGAUCAGGGUCAAAUCUGGAGGGGGGGAGAAGGUGGUGAAAAAUCACGCAGGUACUGUUGAGAAGUGAAUGUCUUGGAGGGACUCUUCCUCAAACCAGUCUUCCUCGGUCCCUGAUUCGUCAGACAGCAUUUCUCUUUGCACAUCCCUCUUCGCAUUGAAAACCAACCGCAGCAUGUACCAGCUGAAUGCGGCUUGAAUUCCAGUGCAGGUUUUUGGCACGAGUCCAGUAUUUUCUUUCUGUAAUUAAUUAACUGCCACUCAACUGAUCUAAUGCCUAAUUUCUUACAUACCAGUUUGCAUGGAAUGCAGAAAUCUCCUCUACAUGUGGAGAUUUUGGAGAACUGCGAGCAGAGUGAAGUCUACAUGUUAGUCACAGUUCACCCAGUCCACAGACUUCACAUAAGGAAGACCCUAUAAGUGUUUACAGUCGUGUUGUACCAAAUCCCUGCUCUGGAAUGAAUGUAAAGGUUUGCUUUUCCAAGUGUACAACGACAGGCCAGUCCGCUCCCUUCAAACCAAACUCCCGCGUCGUCAGCGUCGGUACGAUUUGCGCAGAACCGGAAGCGGUCUGUCAGAGAAACACGAACACGUUCUUUGCCUUUUUUUUUUUUUUUUUUUUUUGGAUCCCUGGGUGAGUUAGUUGUAUGAUGAAAGGACGCGUGGAAAGGGACCUGCUCUUUUCGGAGUGAUCGGAUAGUCUCUCACUCUCGUGAGGGCACAAUCUAAGGAAUUACCCAUGAGCGCUGAGAUGGCGGGUGGUUUCUUCCAGGAUUGGCCAGUGCCAGCUCGUGCAGCUCACACAGUUGGAAUAAUAAUGUUUGGGCGAUGGUUGGGGUAGGGCAAGGGAACAGAAUCUGAGUGACAGUUUAAUGAAUCGGCAAUGUAUGAAAUCUGUUGAGGUCAAAGCGAAAUGUGAAACAUUGAUAGUCCAUCACCCUUCAAAAUAACACCUGCCGAGGCGGAGGUGUUUUCGGACAUUUUGAUAACACUGAGUCUGUGACCAGUUUCUAGCAGGGUGUUUUUGAGAAUUUUUACAUUUCAUUUGGGAUUACUCAUUUGUUUUCUCUUUUUUUAGGUAUUGGUUGUGACCCACAGAAAGGGGGGGUGAGAGCUGGAAGUUAAAUUGGUAACAUGAACGAUCUGUGGUGUCUCAUUGUUCAAAGUGGGCAAACGCAAGAUGAUAUAUUGUGGAAGAACCUGGUUAAAUGUAAAUAGCCUGAGAACGCUCAUUCAGAGUGUGACAGGAUACUGUGCAAUGAGAGGGCCUCUUAUCAAUACAUUAUUGUGAAAAUAUGAGAGUAACUUUGUGUUGUUAUAAUUAUCAUUGAUGAUAAUAUUGUUAUUUUUUUAUUUUUUAAGAAGAAAAACAGUUGCUUAAUCAUAGGAAACCUAUUUGGUAUAGAUAAUUUGGUUUUUUUCUGAUGUUUGUUGUUUCUUUUGAAGGUGACUUUUGGGAGGGCUAAAAUGGCUGUUCUUGGCUGUUAAAGUGGUCUCCUGCUCCACUGCGCAAUAACUGACUGUGUUUAUACCUUGCAUUUUUCAAAAUUCCCAAUGGAUUAUAAUUACUGUAUGACAGGCGUGGAAAUGCAGUUCAUCAAACACAGUCGAGGUCGGCAGCACUUACACGUUUGUCCUGGAAGCUGAAUUUAUCGCCCGUUUUUUUCUCUUUUGUACUGGACUCAAUCGCUGAAAUUUUGAUAUCAGACUUUUUGAUAUCAAGAGUUUAUUCUUCGUCCAGAGUGGCAUUACGUGUCAGCUGUGUAGAGCCAAUAAUGUAAAACCUCUAAAGUAAAGUUAUCAUUUACGCAGGAUUUCAUUUCAUUGAACAGUGUGUCUCAAAGGUGAAUAUCUAAACUGAGAUCUGAUUUAUUAAAAUAUUUUUAUUUUAGGUUCAUCAGUUUAGGUUCACCUGUGAGCAAAAGGUUACAGAGAAGAAAAAGGACAAUUAUAUUUUGUGUAUUUCUGUAGUGCAUCUGUAUUGUGUCUUUUUUUAUGACCUCUUCAUUUGGCGCAUUAUUAGCAACCAAUUUCGUUGCAUAUUUUGUUGUGUGUGUGUGUGUGUGUGUGUGCAUGCAUGUAACUCGGAGAGAGAAUUAGGUGUGCUGAAGUAUACCUGUAUACCAUAUAUACCUGUGUGUGUGUGAGAGAGAGAAAGAGACAGAUUCAUCAGCCAAACGUUUGAAAACCAUAUAGACACACCCAAAAAAAAAGCAAUAUCUGAUGUAAAUGCACAUUAUAUUUGCCAGAUAAUAGACACUGACAUCUGACACAGAUUGUAAUUUCUAUCUGAGGUGCAGUUACAUUGAAAAGAAAGGGCUGGGGGAUUUGCUUAAUACAACGUUGUGUAAGUAUUUAUAUUUAAGUGGGCGUUUAGGCCUUAGGCAUGGAUGUACAGCUACCAACAAGUUUUUGAAAUGUGGAAGAGUAAUGUAAAUGUUAAAAAAGAAAAAAAAAAAAAAACUUUGUGGGAGGGGAAUGCUGAUGUUGACUCCAUUCCGAUCAAAAACAUGGCUACACUAUAUUUCACAAUGUCCCCUUUCUCUUUUAUUGUAGUAGAGUUUAUAUAUUUUUUAUUUCUUGUAAGUUUCUCUUCAUUUUUUGAAAAUGGUACACUGUAGGUGUGGCAGUUGUGAAGACAAAUCUCUGUGACUACAGGUGGUCAUGGUAACCCGGGCGUGGGACAGGACCUCGCCGAGGACGCUAUCCGCGGCUAGCUGAGCGCCCGGAGCGAAUUUGGAAAGCGCCGUCCCGGUAUUUGUGUUUAAGAAACAACGCAUAACUCAUUUAUUUUUUUUAUUUCUUUGUGGGGGAGGUAACGCUAGGCACUCAGCCACUUCCACCUGCCGCUGCUAACCAUCACAAACCAUCGAGUCACUGGUCAUCAUACAUGUAGAACACUCAAAAAUUAAUUUCAUAUAACUUCUCAUGGAGUGAGCAGAUUUUCUGUAUAUACUAUUUCUUGUUUAAUUGAUCCUGGGCAGUGAUUGGUAAGAGCAGGCAUCAAAAUUGUUUUUUUAUAGUCAUUAAUUAUACAAUCCAUGAAGCAAUGGAUAACAUGGUAAUUUGCUCUUCCCAAAAUUCUUUAAUAAAGCUGGCAUUGGUUAAAUUAAAACAAGUUCACUAGUGCCAGUGCUUGGCACAGAGUGUAAUCUAAAGGUGUGUUGGAUGGCUGUUGGACUCAGUUUAAAAAAAUUAUUUUGACUUAAUAUUUUGCUUACUUCAGAUUGUAACCAAAUGCUUGCAAUAAUGGCAGGCAUCCCUGUUUGGACAUACAUUGGGCACAUUUUGGAAUGUGUGUUCCUGGUUCCUCCUCAGUAGCUGUGAGGAUUUUUCUAACCAGAAUGCCAGGUUAUUACGGUCAUACAAGCACACUUUGUAUUUGCAUAACUUCAGCCAACAUCAGUACUCAUUCUGGUAAGAAGAGAGAGUCACACUUUACAUUACAGUGACUCUACAUCUGUGUCAUUACUAAUUAAAUAUUAUGCAAAUGGACCCUUGUUAGAUAGUCCUUAUUUUGCUGAAAAUUCCCAAUAUAUUUCAUAUAAAUAUAUAUAUCGUAUGUAAUAACUACAUAAUACAUACAUGUGUAGUUACACAGGUAUAAUACGCGGUAUGGUAAAGGUACUACUGAAUUUUAUUUGUUUACGUAGGAAGGAUGCUUCUUUUCAAACUGUUUUUGAAUCUGAAAACAGUCCAGUGCUGCCUCAGUAUAAUCUACAAAUUCAUAAAUCAAUAUGACUGUGAAUUAAAAAGCCUCAGUGCCCAUUCCAAAAAUAUAAUUGCCAUCAUAAUUAAGCCAAAGUAUGAAGUUGGGGGGAAUUCAUUUGUUUUAUAAAAUUUAAUUUAAUUUAUUAUUAUUUUUUAAAUCUUAGGUUAUUGUCACACGUCAAAUUCUGCUUCUCAUAUGUAAACAUUUCCAAUUCAAAAACAUGCUUAAUGUUUAAACAAUUUGUCUUUUCAGGAUAUUUAUUUUAAAGUGAAUUACAUAUUUGAAAUGUUAUAAUAAUGGAUAUUUAUAGCUGUGAAUAAAAAGAACAAUAUAAAUAUGAAUAGAAUUUCCUUCAGUUCAAUGUAUAUUGCGCAGCAACUUUCUGUUCUUGGCUGCCAUUGGCUUUUGCAACUGUCCGAUACCAAAGUUAUCUGCAAGCUUGCAUGGUAUAUAAUUCUUCCACAUUUUGCUCAAAAGCAAUUUGCUAGCUAUGAAUUUCUUAUUAACUGGUCCAUUUAUUUCAAGUUGCUGCAAAAUAUAGAUUACUGUAUUGUGCCCAAAUACUUGUGGAAUUCAAGUAUGAAAACAAUAUUUUCAUUAUUCUUGAAUAUAUAAAUGCUGUAAAAACAAAAAAUAUAUAUAUAAUAUGUUGUUUUAUUCAAUGUAUUCAAAAUAUAUCGUUCAAUAAAACAAUGCAAAUUUCUCAA
Anguilla rostrata (American eel) is the source of this 7209-nucleotide messenger RNA. RefSeq names its product cyclin dependent kinase 16 (gene cdk16). Gene Ontology annotation, cellular component: nucleus; synaptic vesicle; cytoplasm. The transcript has 18 exons. Gene Ontology annotation, biological process: protein phosphorylation; exocytosis; neuron projection development. The coding region runs from base 481 to 2100 and encodes 539 amino acids. The record is from RefSeq and is a predicted model, not a curated record. Gene Ontology annotation, molecular function: cyclin-dependent protein serine/threonine kinase activity; ATP binding. NCBI's taxonomy places the organism in Eukaryota, Metazoa, Chordata, Actinopteri, Anguilliformes, Anguillidae.